CGGCCUUUGCGGUUGAUCGGUCAUUGGGGUGCUGCAGCCCCGCCACCUGUUCCGUAGCUUCCCGGUGUCCCGAAGGUGUCUUCUAAGGAAGAUUAAAUCAGAAAAUUUUAAAUCACAGUUAUCCUUUCACCUAAAGCCAGAGUAAGCCUUCUAAAUUAACCCCAGGAAUGGCUUCAACAGAGGAACAGUAUGAUCUUAAGAUUGUGAAAGUGGAGGAAGACCCUAUCUGGGAUCAACAAGCCCACCUUCGAGUGAACAACUUUUCUGGCCAAGAAGCCUCCCGACAACUUUUUAGGCAGUUUUGUUACCAAGAGACUCCUGGUCCCCGAGAAGCUCUGAGCCGGCUCCGAGAACUCUGUCGUCAGUGGCUAAGGCCAGAAAUCCACACCAAAGAGCAAAUCUUGGAGCUGCUGGUGCUGGAGCAGUUCCUGACUAUCCUGCCCGAGGAGCUCCAGGCCUGGGUGCGGAAGCAUCAUCCAGAGAGUGGGGAGGAGGCUGUGGCUGUAGUCGAAGAUCUGGAACAAGAGCUUAGUGAGCCAGGGAACCAGGCUCUAGACCAUGAACAUGGACAUUCUGAAGUGCUCUUGAAGGAGGUGGAACAUCUGAAGGUCAAGCAGGAACCAACAGACAUCCAGCUUCAGCCUAUGGUGACACAGCUCAAAUAUGAAUCUUUUCACCUCCACCAAUUUCAAGAACAAGAUGGUGAAAGUAUACCUGAGAACCAGGAGUUGGCAUCAAAGCAAGAAAUCUUAAAAGAAAUGGAGCAUUUGGGGGAUAGCAGACUCCAAAGAGACGUAUCUUUGGAUUCUAAGUACAGAGAAACUUGUAAACAAGACAGCAGGGCAGAAAAGCAGCAGGGACAUUCCACUGGAGAGAGAUGCCACAGGUGCAAUGAAUGUGGGAAAAGCUUCACUAAGAGUUCAGUACUCAUUGAGCACCAGAGAAUCCACACUGGGGAGAAGCCAUAUGAAUGUGAAGAAUGUGGGAAGGCCUUCAGCCGGAGGUCAAGCCUGAAUGAACAUCGGCGGAGCCACACUGGAGAGAAACCCUAUCAGUGUAAGGAGUGUGGGAAAGCCUUCAGUGCCAGCAAUGGCCUCACUAGACACAGAAGAAUCCACACAGGGGAAAAACCAUAUGAAUGCAAAGUGUGUGGAAAGGCUUUCCUUCUCAGCUCAUGCCUUGUUCAGCAUCAGAGGAUACACACUGGAGAGAAGCGUUAUCAGUGUCGUGAGUGUGGCAAAGCCUUCAUUCAGAAUGCAGGGCUUUUCCAGCAUCUCCGAGUCCACACUGGUGAGAAACCCUAUCAGUGCAGUCAGUGCAGUAAAUUCUUUAGUAAGCGGACCCUUCUUAAGAAACAUCAGAAAAUCCACACUGGAGAGAGAACAUGAGUGUGAUGAGUUUGGGAAAGCCUUCAGUCAUCAUUGCAACCUUAUUAGGGCAUUUUAGAAUCUGUACUGUUCCAGUAGAACUGGACUAAUUCUGUGGACCCUCAGACCCCUAAAUGGGGCCAUCUUGGAAAGUAAGAUUUUCAAGUGGCUUAUUCUGUUCAUAUAAAAUUUAUUUUGCAUUGCAGUGAACCACUUGUCUACAAACCAGGUGUUGGUGCCUCCUGUGUGGGUGACUGUGAUUGUAGGGGGUUCCUGGGUGGCCUUCUUAUUCCCUAUCCUUUGGUCCAUUUCUAAUGAUUUCCUUUAAAGGGACCAAAUCUUAUCUGGAAAUAAAUUGUUAUGGAGGGGCUGUUUUUGAGCAUACUGAACAUUGAACAA
Messenger RNA from Piliocolobus tephrosceles (Ugandan red Colobus), 1766 nucleotides. RefSeq names its product zinc finger and SCAN domain containing 31 (gene ZSCAN31). Gene Ontology annotation, molecular function: DNA-binding transcription factor activity, RNA polymerase II-specific; RNA polymerase II cis-regulatory region sequence-specific DNA binding. The transcript has 4 exons. The record is from RefSeq and is a predicted model, not a curated record. NCBI's taxonomy places the organism in Eukaryota, Metazoa, Chordata, Mammalia, Primates, Cercopithecidae. The coding region runs from base 168 to 1388 and encodes 406 amino acids. Gene Ontology annotation, biological process: regulation of transcription by RNA polymerase II.